CAUGUAAGAGCAAGAGCCUGUGACAUGAGUAUUUGUUACCUGACACCCCCGCUCCAGUUCCUAUAUGAAGAUAUUGCCCACGCUCAGGAAGUAUUUCAUUUAUUGUGUAUAUUCAGCCACUCAAACUCAAAAUUAUUCAAUUUCUUUUUCAUAUUUUGAUUGUCUGCGCAGAGACAAAAAAACUUUUUUCUGGGCUACAGACCCACAGAACAAAGACUAGAAACAAAAAGGACAACAGGUAUGGCUUGCUUUGCGCCGAAGAAGGCUUGGCGAGACUUCGAGGAGGCUAUCUUCGUUACGUGGCCCGGAAUCUGCGAAGCCUUCGAUACGUACGUUGGCCACGUGACGAAUGCGCAGGAACAGGACGAGAAUUACGGUGGGGCGAAGCAAGUAUACCUGCGGAAGUGCGCAACGGAAAAAAUUGCGGUGCACGAGAAGUUUGUGAAUGGGAACAAAAGCUACGAUCAGCUGCGGGUCCAGCUUUUCGAGUAUCAUGAAAAAUUCUCGAUUCACCAUCACCGCGUUCGGCUGGCCAUCGACCGCAUGUACCUGGAAUUAGAGCUGCUCCCUCCGGGCAAGCGCGGCUGCGUCCCGCCGUGGAGCCGGCGGCGCAUGGCCAACGUAUUCUCCCAGCAGCAGGACUGGAUGCAGGCUCUAUAUCACGGGUUGACGCUGCUGGAAACCACGCGGGCUGUGAUGUGGAAACUGGUGGACCCCAACUGGACCGGCACCCGCGAUUCUGCGGCAGAGAAGGAAAAAUUGACUAACCUGUCGGCUUCGUUUCUUUCCUCGCCAUCAAGACGCGGUGAACGACCGGGGUCGCCCUUCUCGGAAGCGCUUGCGGCCCUGGAUAACAACGAAAAAACGUUGCUCACGAGUGACAUGCCGGGAAUCACACACCCCGCCCUGAACGUGUUCGAGGUGGUAUCCGAGCAGCGAAUUAUCGGUGACAACUACACGAAGACGAAGGGGGGCGAAUCGGUGCAGUCGGCCACCAAGAUGCGUUUUUUUCAAACCACCGCCAGUGCCCGUGCGGGCGAGCUCGUGUUCCCGGUGCCGAUGCUGCGCUGCACCCUGGGCGAGGCGGUGCUGCUGAUCGCGGACGUGUUCCGGAAAAUGCUGUGCACGUACCUGCAACUUCCCCCCACGGCCGCCGGGCGCUUGCAGCUUCCCGUCCUGGCCCCGGAAAUUCUGAAGCAGAACCGCAGCCGCGGGGUCUUCGCCCAGGAGGAGGUUGUCACGCAGCUGUGUUUGACCGCGUUGGCGCUGGCGCUCGUGCGCCUCAGUGUCAGCCAGCUGGCCACCUUGAAACAGCGGAACCCGGACAAGAUCCAGCUCUACUACUCCUCCGCGUCGUCCGCCGUGUCCACCACCGUGCAGGAUCUUUUAACGAAAAAGCAGGGACUCGUGAAGAGUGUGCUCGUCCUGGGCCCGGAGUGGGGCGCGGUAGAGGAGGGCGGAAAGUGGCUACGACAGAGCAACUACGCAUUGGAAGCCCGUGCAGCGUCGUACUCGUACUAGUCCAUGAUAGAAUGAAUUGGAGCAGGGUCAUUUUAUAUGGGCGACAACUUUUGAUCUUGUAAUUUUGUUGAACGUCGAGUAAAAUAAAUCACUGAUCUGAAGUCAUUCUUAGUGGAAGGAGGGAGUAGCACGCAGCAGCCUGUCAAAGGGCUCACUGCCAGCAUUAUCAUCGUCAUCGCUAAGCUUCGAAGAUGGUGGCGGAAUUAUAUCAGAUAUCUUUUAUCUCAAUGCAUGAACCUCACAUGGUACUCCACGGCAUUAUCGCCAUCGCGCUUUAUAUAUUUUUAUUGUCAUGACAAUACUAUGUUGCAAUUCGUAUGAGUGCGGUAAUUUUGCACAGAAUAGCAACAGUAUGGAGAAUCGGUGCCGGCGCUUGUUGGAGGUGAUGCGCACCCUGCAAACUCUGUGGGGCGGCGGCUACCGGGUUCCGGGAACGGGGGAGUUUAUCAAAUGUAAAAAUGUCUGGGUCUGGAAGAUUCCGAGAUUUGUCAUGCAGUAUUUCCAAGGUCCACCAAGUCUGGAAUGCAGGGCAUAGCAUCACAGGUUCUGCAGCCCCUUGCUGAUGCCCAUUAUGCAUGAGAAAUGCCCUCUGAGCAUGGCGAGAAAUGGGGACCUUUUGCAAGUCAUGCAACACAGAUUUUUGUAUCAUCCGCAACACGCAUCACAAGUUCGUAUUCUUCCAGACCCAGACUGACAUUUUUACAUUUGAUGGAGUUGCAGUCGCUGCAAUUUCCGAAUUUUUGUGCGGAAAAGACGCAGGUUCUUCAGUUGGAUGCAAACCUCGUGAAAUUUAUGGAAACAAAAGGAAAGCUGAGUGCUGAAACGACAGCCAAAGUGGCCGCACUGUUUGGAAUAAGAAUCGAAGAUGCAGCAACUGCCAUAGGACCAGGAUCGGCCGCAACUGCAACUACCUUGAGAGACGUUGACGUGGCCUCCAAAAGCUCAGAGAAUAGACCUGCUGUGGCCCCCAGCAGCACUAACGCGGACAUCCACAUCGGGGCUGCAACCGGAAGCGCAGCGACUGCAGCUGGUGCCCCAAACGCUGCGCCAGUAUCAUCCACCGUACCUGCGAAAGUGAAAAAUAAAGGUGGCUCAUCCGGUAUGUGCUGUUGUGCCCAGGACGGUGACGCACAGGGUGCGGAGGCCGAAGCGGCGGCCGUGCCUGACGUCAAGGGCCUGGCACGAUUUUCGAUUGCAUCGAUCGACGAUAUUAGGGCUGGCGAGGGUGAGGAGGGAGAUCCGCUGGCCGCUCUAGCACAAGGGCAAGAUGAUCCUAGAAGUACCAACAAGAAUAAUACGAAUGGUGCUACCAGCGGACUACAGCUAAAUGAUUCGCCCGUCGUAUCACCGCAAGCGCAAGAGGGAGCUGCCGACGGCCAGACAACGUUCGAGAUCCUCUCUGGUGCCCCAGUCAAGGGCACAACCGCGAUGGGGGUCGCUCGCAGUCGGGCGGAGAGCGGUGACAAGCGAGUCGUUGCUUUGAAUGCCGCUGCAGCAUUCAAGGUGGGCGGGGGUGCCUUGACCGGGGGUCGGCAUGCGCUCGAGGAGUCGUGGUGUGCGACCACGACGCUGCUCCGCAGUUUGUUGCAGGCACAAUUUAUGGUAGAGCGUGGAUCCAUCGGACCGCGCAGCAUUUCUUCCGGUCUACUCAAAGACAAUCGUGCUUCAGUAGCAAGUGCCGCAACCACUCGCAGUCCGCGGAUGAGUGCCAACGUCAGGGUGACCACCACCUCGACUGCGGCGACUACUCCAGCGCAGUCCAGCACGCAUCAUGGGGCAGAAAAACGAUAUUUUCCGAGUUACUCAUGCGUGAUGUCACCCAAGGUAGAAAUUUUCCGCGGGUCCAUCUUCGACAACUACAGAUUCUUGCCGAACUAUCAAGGCAAAAAAGUUCUUCGUCACGAAAACUCAUUGGGUUCGGCUUCGGGGGCGGGCAUGAGCUUUGCAAUACAAGCAGCAUAUUUAUUGUCUGCGAAGAUGAUCCAUAAGAAAGCAUCACAGGGAGUUGAAUUGUCAAGUAGUAUGCGAUGUGAUUACGGAUGUGAUUGCUUUUCUGCAACAAAAGAAAAAGUUGGAAUCUUCCUUCGCAGGAGAUGAAAGCUUCUGCAAAACCCUCCAAACCUGCCGAUGAAUAGUGACUAAAGCGAUCUUUUUUCCUUCCACGCCCAACCAGUGGCGCUCGCUGGCGUGGUGUCCAUUGCGGCCUUCAACUGUAAUCCGAGUGUGCGUGACGCUCCCAUCGACGCUCCGCAGGACCCCAGUGCGUAUCGAGACGGGCUCCGCCGAAAGUGGUUUGUGGCACUGUGCGGCGCCGCACUUCUAGAAGGUCAGGUUCUUGUAGUUCCGGACGUCGGCUGCGGCGUGUUUCGAAACCCGCCCGAGGAAGUGGGCGACGCUUUUGCGUUUGUGUACUCGCAGUUUUUCGCCAACACAUUUGAGCGCGUUGUUCUCUUAGGGAAUCCAGCUUUUUGCGAGCGUGCUGCCGCCGGGGCCGCAGUCGUAGUCCGAGCGCAGUGAAGUGGACGAGCUCGUCCUCGCCGCAACUCUGUUUCGGUUUCCUUCUUCUUCUUCUUCACCUUCCUCUUCAGGAAGCAGGAGCAUCAGUAUAUUCGACUCGCGAAAAAUUUUGCGGAAAGGCAGCAGCUCUUGGUGCUACCAGCGGGAGCCUAUCGCUUUCCUUGUGUAUGAUGAAUGUCUGCCUAGUACUACUACCGAGGGCUUAUUUAACAUUGAUUGCAGGUUUCAUUUACAUUUUAAUAUCAUACUGUGAGAUGUUUAUAUAUUGCGUUUGCGCUUGAAUCGACGAGGGCCGCAGAGUUUUCGUAGAGGGCGGCAAGAACUGAUUUCGCGUGCGUAUCUUUCUACGAGGCUGCUCUUGAUGUGAGUUUCCAUUGAGGACAGGAGACUAUUGAGGUGGUGGAAAAUCAAAGAGGCGAAGUAGAAGGCUUCUUAGCUGCAUCAAAAACCACCUCAAACUUUUGACGCGUCUACGCUUUCGUCGAGAAUGACGAUGGUAGGAUCUUCCGCACGUUAACGUCUUCUGUUCUUGUUUCAAUACUUUAAUAUAAUACCAAAAGAGCUGCAUCAGAUUCAGAGUACUCCUUGUCAGUGAUGUGCGAUUUUGCGAAUGAGUAGAUGCUGGCGGAGCAGCUCUGUGAAGGUGAACAAAAAACAAAAUAAAGAAUAGGACGGAGUGGAGAUGAUUUUUGGUGCACUCUGUUAU
Messenger RNA from Amoebophrya sp. A120, 4744 nucleotides. Lineage: Eukaryota; Dinophyceae; Syndiniales; Amoebophryaceae. The record is from the annotation of a GenBank genome assembly.